Molecule: messenger RNA, 3162 nt
Organism: Pseudogymnoascus destructans
Lineage: Eukaryota; Fungi; Ascomycota; Leotiomycetes; Thelebolales; Thelebolaceae
Exons: 4
Coding region: 634-2919 (761 amino acids)
Biological process (GO): protein deubiquitination
Cellular component (GO): nucleus; cytosol
Molecular function (GO): cysteine-type endopeptidase activity; cysteine-type deubiquitinase activity
Source: RefSeq, a predicted model, not a curated record
CUUCCACCUUCCACCUUCCACCUUUCAUGCACCAACGCUCUCCACGCACACUCCCUCCUCCACUUCUCCAUCUCCCCCCGCUGCUUCCUUCUUCCUCCUCCCUUGCUCCAUGCUUCCAUCCCAGUUACAAAGGGUCCACCUUUUAAUCCACUCCUUCCCCAGACACCCCCACCACAACCACCGAAACCAAAACCAACAACCAGCCCUCCGCCCUCUUUGCGCUCGUUUGCUCCCAUCUCAUGUCCAAGUCCAUGUCAACUCGCUCAUCCAUCCUUAUUCUCCAUCAACAGCAAUUAUCUUCCACCAAGUAGCACCAGCCUCUCCCCCAUUGACCGACCCCAUACCCAAAGCUGAACCCGCAAAAGAAAGCGCUCCCACCCUUCUCCCCGCUUUGACAACCUCUCCCCCGAGCCCAAUUCUCCUUCCCCGGAAACUGGCAAAGGGCGAGAAUAACUCCUUCCCCAUCGACCCUCCACCACUGGUCGCGAAUUGAGAUGAGCACAGCCUAAGUUCCAUCCCACCUGCCUCUGGCGAAACUGUGUGCGACGUCCCACAGUGGCCGUCGCCCGCCCCUCAACCAACUCGAUCACGCACCCCCCCGCACCGCAGCGCAACGCCACGACAGUCGUCGCCAUGACGGGCCUGUUCAGCAAGUUCAAGACAGGCACCGGACCGUCGAGUCCGGGUCAGAAUGCGAAUGCGUCGAAGAAGCAGCAGGAGCCUGUGGUGGAUUUGACGCCGCUGGAGAAGAUGUUGCUCAAUGCUGGGCCUAUCCGACCAGACGGGAGUGACAAGUUCUUUGGGAUGGAAAAUUUUGGGAAUACCUGUUACUGCAAUUCAAUCGUUCAAGCUCUAUACUACUCCAUACCAUUCCGAGAACAUGUACUACGAUACCCCCCUCAUUCGCCUCACGACACCCCGAACGCAAACCCAAAACCUGUCAUAUCGAGCUCCAUGAACGGAGGAGCAGUUCACCCACAAACCGCAAAAGGAUUAUCGGCAGCAGAAGCAGCGAAGCGGCGAGCGGCCGUAGUGGCAACGCCACCUCCGCAGGCGCCUCCAGGUCAGAUUAGACCAGAAGAUAAGCCAGACUCGCCAGAGUAUAAAAAGAAGCAGGCCAUGCUGGCAGGGCCUAUCGUUGAUUUGACAUACGAGAAUGCCCGUCAAUACGGCAUGGAGGAGUCCACCUUCACGGCCUUGAAGGACAUUUUCACGACGCUCAUACAGUCACAAACGAGGAUGGGUAUACUCAGCCCACAGAGGUUUUUGGAGAUCUUCAAGCGGGACAAUGAGAUGUUCCGCACUACUAUGCACCAAGAUGCACACGAAUUUUAUGGAAUCUUGCUCAAUGCUGUGAUUACAAAUGUGGAAGAAAAUGCAAGAAGACUAAAAGAACUAGAGCCGCCCAAGUAUGAAGAAGUUAUGGGCGAUGGAAUGAUGUCGGCUUUUGCCAAUUCUGCGUCGGUGAUGGGCCUGUCAACUGGUGCUCAGUCCCCUGGGACCGGAUGGGUUCAUGAUAUCUUUGAGGGCGUUUUGACGUCUGAGACUAAAUGCCUUACUUGCGAAGCUGCGUCCCAGCGAGACGAGACGUUCAUUGAUCUGUCAAUCGACUUAGAACAGCACUCGUCGGUCACGUCCUGCCUCCGCAAAUUUUCUGCGGAGGAAAUGCUGUGCGAGAGAAACAAGUUUCAUUGCGAUAACUGUGGUGGGCUGCAAGAAGCUGAGAAACGCAUGAAGAUCAAGCGGCUGCCGAAGAUCCUGACGCUACACUUGAAGAGAUUUAAGUAUACCGAGGAUAUGACGCGUCUGCAGAAGCUGUUCCACAGAGUCGUAUACCCAUACCAUUUACGUAUGUUCAACACGACAGACGACGCAGAGGAUCCGGACAGGCUGUACGAGCUCUACGCCGUUGUUGUGCAUAUUGGAGGAAAUGCAUACCACGGUCAUUACAUAUCAAUUAUCAAGACACAAGACAGAGGCUGGUUAUUAUUCGACGAUGAGAUGGUCGAGCCCGUUGAUAAACAUUACGUGCGCAACUUCUUUGGCGAUAAACCGGGAAUGGCAUGUGCAUACGUCCUGUUCUACCAGGAAACGACGUUAGAAGCUGUUCGCAAGGAACAAGAGGCCGAAGGCGUCGCGGAGGUUGCAAUCGCUACAGAAGAAGCGGGCAUUCCCACCACGCAACCGCAGACGCCCGGGGCAAACGCAGGCCUUAUCUCGAGGCAGAUGGCACUGCCUCCGACACCGACCAAGGACGAACUACUACCACCCCUAGCCCAGGCACAAACGAACCCCACACUAUCGACUUCCCCUGAAAUGCACCCAGAGGUGCCAGACACAAUAGCACAGUCCCUACCAUCGCAAUUCGAGGCGCCGAAGAAGGCCGACCGCGCAGCCGCGAAGAAGGACAGCAAGGAUGCUGAGAAGGCGAGGAAGCACGCUGAGAAGGAGAGAGCUGCUGCUGAUAAGGAGAAGGCCAAGGCGGACGAGAGACAGAGGAAGGAAGUCGAACACAAACGCAGGGAGGCGCAGAGGACGCAAGCUGAGGCCUUGAAGAAUGCGAUGAACGCGAGUAAGAUCUCGGCGGCUGAGGAUGAGGAGAAGCGCCGGCGCGAGGCUGCGUCGUCGUCGUCGGUGGGGUCGCCGGCGAAUGGACCGUCCGAUAGCAGCAGCAGCAACAACAACGACAAGAAGGAGAAUGGCUUCAUCAGUGGUCUGACCGUCAACCGCAACAGGCCCGGCGCGAAGAGCAUGAGUCGCCGGUCGCUGGGAUGGCUCAAGCAUGACUCCGCGAAGGGAGAGGUGGCGGUGGAUGGCGAUCAGGCUAUACCGCCUAUCCCGGAUCGGUUGGCGAAGCCGGCGAAGGAGAGGUUUAGCUUUAGUUUGGGGAGGAAGAAGAGUAAUCUUACGCCGCCAUAGUGAUGGAGGGCGGAUUGGAUCGGAUAGUAGGGGACGGGGGGGUGUAUGCAGAUGGGUCUGGAGGUGGAAUGGGGAAGUACAUAUAUUGUGAGCAUGAGACCGCCAAAAAGUACGGGAGGGAGGGGUGUCUGUCUGCCUUGUCUGUUCUGUCCGCGCUGUCAAACAUUGCCGCGCAUUUCAUGGUCGAGGCGUCGUUGGACAUACUUUUGAGUGUACAGCAUUUUAUUCUGGAUGGAGGGAGAG